GAAUAUAUCUUUCUUUUUCUCAUUUCUUGUUUUCCCAUGUCUCUUCCCAUCUUCCACCAAAAAAACAAAGUACAAAGGGAAUGAUAAAAAAGAACAACACCCAUUUCACCCCUUCACAAAAUUUGAUCUCCAAGAUUUGUUCAAUUUCUCUAGGGUUCUUGAAUUUCAUGGAAUUCAACUGUUCUAUUUGUGUUGUUAUUGUUGUACUUUUGGUGUGUACUUCUUUAGUCAGUGGUGGUGAUAUAGUUCAUCAGGAUAGUGUUGCUCCAAGUCGCCCUGGUUGUAACAAUAAUUUUGUUCUGGUAAAAAUUCCGAUUUGGGUUGAUGGUAUAGAAGUAACAGAGUUUGUUGGUGUUGGGGCUCGAUUUGGCCCGACAUUGGAAUCAAAGGAGAAGCGUGCCAAUCAGACAAGGCUGGCCUUUGCAGAUCCUCCGGAUUGUUGUAGCAAACCUAGGAAUACGCUCACUGGUGAGGCCAUCCUGGUGCACCGAGGCAAUUGCAGUUUCACUACCAAAACAAACGUUGCAGAAGAUGCUGGUGCUUCAGCUAUCCUCAUAAUAAACAACCAAACAGAGCUCUUCAAGAUGGUUUGUGAACCUGAUGAAGCUGACCUGGACAUUGGUAUCCCUGCUGUUAUGCUCCCACAACAUGCUGGCACAAGCCUGAUACAGUUUCUUGGAAACAGCUCUUCUGUUUCUGUGCAGCUUUACUCUCCAAAGCGCCCAACAGUGGAUGUAGCUGAAGUAUUUUUAUGGCUUAUGGCUGUUGCUACCAUAUUGUGUGCUUCUUAUUGGUCUGCAUGGCGUGCCAGAGAAGCUGCAAUUGAGCAGGACAAGCUCUUAAAAGAUGGCUCAAAUGAAUGCAAUGGUACAGAGAUGUCUCGUUCCGGUGUUGUGCUGGAAAUCAGCAUUAUAUCAGCACUUCUGUUCGUGGUGGUUGCAUCCUGCUUCUUGAUUAUGCUUUACAAAUUGAUGUCCUCCUGGUUUAUAGAGGUUCUAGUGGUUCUGUUCUCCAUUGGGGGUGUUGAGGGUCUACAAACUUGUUUGGUCGCUUUGCUAUCAUGUUUCAGAUGGUUUGAGCGCUUUGGAGAGUCCUUCGUUAAAAUUCCUUUUCUGGGGCCUGUUUCAUAUCUGACGCUGGCGAUUUCUCCAUUCUGCAUAGUCUUUGCAGUUCUGUGGGUAGUUUACCGUCGUAUCUCCUUUGCUUGGAUAGGUCAAGAUAUACUCGGUAUUGCAUUGAUCAUCACCGUUCUCCAGAUUGUGCAAGUUCCCAACCUCAAGGUGGGAACAGUUCUUCUAACCUGUGCUUUAUUGUAUGACCUUUUUUGGGUGUUUCUUUCCAAACCGUUGUUUCAUAAGAGUGUGAUGAUAGUGGUUGCACGCGGUGAUAAAAGUGGAGAAGAUGGCAUUCCUAUGCUACUGAAAAUUCCACGGAUGUUUGAUCCUUGGGGUGGCUACAGUAUCAUCGGGUUUGGCGACAUAAUUUUACCAGGUUUACUGGUAGCAUUUUCCUUAAGGUACGACUGGCUGUGUAAUAAGAAACUUCGAGAAGGCUACUUCCUUUGGGCUAUGUUUGCUUAUGGUUUAGGUUUGCUCACGACAUAUGUGGCUCUAAAUUUGAUGGAUGGUCAUGGUCAACCUGCGUUGCUUUACAUUGUUCCAUUUACACUAGGCACAUUUUUGACGCUGGGAAAGCAAAGAGGUGAUCUCAAGCAUCUAUGGACAAGAGGAGAACCAGAUAGACCUUGCCCGCAUGUCCGGCUUCAACCAGAGUAACUAGAUAGUAGACGAGCCAUCGAUUGAAUCACCUAUAACUCUGAUAUCUCCAAAUAGGAGCUGGGUAUAUAAGAGAAAUUUGUACAAGAGGGUUGAAUUCUGAAGAUUGCAGGAUACUUAAGUAGGCUGCUUUGGUGUGAACGCCAAGUAGAGACUUUAUGGCUAAGCAGCAAAGCUGAGAUGUAGUGCCUGUAGAUUAAGUAGAAUUGCAAAGACAUGUGUACUGCCUGUGCACCUCACCUUGUAGUUUGACAAGCAAAUCCGUCACCAUCAGGCAGUAGGCGUAAUAGCUUCUUCGGAGGGAAACCCGUGUGCAGUAAUUUCAUCUUAUAGUAGGAAAGACAACUUUUGUAUGAUAGAACUUGCAUUAGCUGACAUUAUGCAACUUCAAAAAUACUGGAUGUACUAACUUGGCGGCUAUUCUUGAACAGCAGGUGUUAUUUACUCAUAUUAUGGUGUUGUUUCU
Nicotiana attenuata is the source of this 2241-nucleotide messenger RNA. RefSeq names its product signal peptide peptidase-like 4. The record is from RefSeq and is a predicted model, not a curated record. Gene Ontology annotation, biological process: membrane protein proteolysis. Gene Ontology annotation, molecular function: aspartic endopeptidase activity, intramembrane cleaving. Gene Ontology annotation, cellular component: Golgi-associated vesicle membrane; lumenal side of endoplasmic reticulum membrane; lysosomal membrane. Bases 81 to 1775 code for a protein of 564 amino acids. NCBI's taxonomy places the organism in Eukaryota, Viridiplantae, Streptophyta, Magnoliopsida, Solanales, Solanaceae. The transcript is spliced from 14 exons.